Octopus sinensis (East Asian common octopus) is the source of this 819-nucleotide messenger RNA. RefSeq names its product general transcription factor II-I repeat domain-containing protein 2-like. Lineage: Eukaryota; Metazoa; Mollusca; Cephalopoda; Octopoda; Octopodidae. The record is from RefSeq and is a predicted model, not a curated record. Bases 1 to 819 code for a protein of 272 amino acids. The transcript has a single exon.
AUGCCACAAAGUGCUGAAAAUAUUUUGCUUGUUGAGACAAAAAAUAAUUAUGUGUUUGACGAUGAAAUAAAGGAUGAGAGUGGGCCCCAGGAUCUGGCUUUUGCUGAGAACAAUACUUCACAAUUAACUGAUCUCAACUUGAAAUUACAAGGUAAAAGCAAACUCAUUGCUCAGUUGCAUGAUGACAUCAAGUGUAUCAUUCCAAAAUUAAGCUUAUGGAAAUCACAGUCGUUAAAUAAAAAUUCAGUUCAUUUUCCUAAAUGCAAAGAGCUGAAAAAUGCUGCUGAUACUGAUUCUAUACUUAGCUUUGCUAUACUAUACUUUGCUGAGAUUAUACUUAGCUUUGCUAAGUAUAACAGUCACCUGGAAUUGUUAUCAACAGAAUUUCAGGAACGAUUUCGUGAUUUCUCAUCAUUUGAACAUCAGUUUACUUUAUUCUCAGCACCAUUCACCUUUGAUAUUGCUAAGGUAGAAAAAAGCCUGCAGAUGAAACUAUUAGAAACGCAGUCGAAUUCUUCACUCACAGCAAAGUAUUUUCAAGCAGGGAUACGUGGUGUCUUUGCAUGCCUACCUGAAAAUUUAAAAAACUUCAGAGAGUUUUCCACAAGGUUUACAGGAAUGUUUGGUUCUACCUAUGUGUGUAAACAGUUAUUUUCCUUCAUGAAAUCAACAAAGACUUCUCAGAGAACAAGGCAGACUGAUCAACAAUUAUCAUCUCUGAUCAAACUCAGAGCAGCACAGACAUUUCAGCCAGACAUACCAAAAAUUGUCUGCAAAACGAGAUGUCAAGCCUCAGGUCAAAACACGAAAACUGUUUGA